AUAUUUUUAAAACCCUCGCUCAUGUCACUCGUUUCGCUCAAAACCAUCGUCUUCGUGAACGAACCUUCGCGAUACAGUCGCGUCGCCAUUAGGCUAGCUGGGAAGGGAAAGGCGGGAUCGCGGCUUACAGAGGCCUCCGAAACUCCCGUCUUCCUCAUCCUUUCUCUCCGCUCCUAUCAGAAGCCAUUGAGGAAGAUAAGCCUGUUCGCGCCAUUCAUUCUCUUGGCUCGUCCAGGAUUAACUAGAUCCGCCGAUUAACAGGAUUCAGUAAAUCCCGAUUUUAUAGCGAAUUCGCGUCAUUUUGGGAUUUACGGGUCUCAGGAUUUAUGGAGGGUUUGUUUGCGUUUGGCGUAAAUCCUUCAUAAAUCCUGCUUAAAACCUUAUACCCAAUAGCGGGUUCGGUUUUUUUUUUCUGUUGUUGUUGUUGUUGAACGACAAUGGAAAUCACCGCCUACUCGACGACUGCGAAGAGGAAGAAUCACAGACCCGAGGCUCAGUUCAGGCACGCACUUGACACUUGCUCCAAGAACAACGAUCUGCCAGGUGCCCUCGCUCUUUACCAGUCCGCCGAUUCCAAGAACAUCCAUCUCUCCGCAUACCACUUCAACUCCCUCCUCCACAUCUUCUCCUCCUCUCUCGAGACCCUAGAAAAGAAGGAACCUACCAAACAAUCCGUGAUAGAGAAUGCCUUCUGCAUAUUCGAUCGCAUGGUGGCUACUGGCGCCACCCCCACGGAGGCUACCGUCACAACGAUGGCGAGGAUCGCCGCCCGUCGACCGGAUAGUGGGGGAAAUAUGGCUUUUGAUCUCGUGAAGACCAUGGGGGAUAAGUACGGCGCAACGCCAAAACUUAGAACCUACGGCCCCGCGCUAUUUACGUUCUGCAGAAAUGGAGAAGCCGAGAAGGCUUAUUCCGUGGAGGAGCACAUGGCAUCGAAAGGAGUUUCUCCCGAAGAAGCGGAGAUUGCUGCUCUGUUGGAGGUUAGCGCGAGAGAUGGGAGAGGGGAGAGGGUCUAUGGCUAUCUGCAGAAGCUGAGAAGUUGUUUGGGCGGGAUAAAUUCUUCGACAGCUACUGUUUUGGAAAAUUGGUUUAGCAGUGAGCAGGCCGUGGAAGUUGGGAGCUUGAAUUGGGAUGCGGAUCGGGUAAAGGACGCAAUUCUAGUCAAUGGAGGAGGUUUUCAUGGUUUAGGAUGGUUGGGGAGUGGUGGAUGGGAAUUUGCUAGAGGUACUAUUAGUGUAGAUGGCCAUUGCUCUUGUUGUGGGCUGAGGUUGUUAUGUGUUGAUAUUGAUCAAAGGGAGACAGAGAAGUUUGCAGAGUCCGUGGCUGGCUUGGCUAUGGAAAGGGAAACCAGAGCAAAUUUUAGUAAAUUUCAGGAAUGGCUAGAUAAUCACACUUUCUAUGAAGCUGUAAUUGAUGGUGCAAAUGUUGCACUUUAUCAGCAGAACUUUGCAGAUGGUGGCUUUAGUCUAUCUCAGUUAAAUGUCGUCGUUGGAGAAUUACAGCGUAGGAACCAGGGUAAGUGGCCACUAAUUAUUAUUCAUAGCAAGCGCUAUCGAGUGCUCAUGGACAACCCCGCUAACAGACAGUUGCUAGAAACUUGGAGUGCAGCUGGAGCAUUAUAUACAACACCGAAUGGGUCAAAUGAUGAUUGGUAUUGGCUUUAUGCAGCGGUUAAACUCAGGUGUUUGCUUGUGACUAAUGAUGAAAUGAGAGAUCACAUAUUCGAACUCCUAGGUAGAAGUUUUUUCCCUAAAUGGAAAGAAAGGCAUCAGGUAAAGUACAGUUUUGUUAAAGGUGAUUUGGUGCUUAAAAUGCCACCUCCAUAUUCUCUAGUCAUCCAGGAAUCUGAGACUGGAUCAUGGCAUGUUCCAUUAGAUGAGAACAGCCAAAACGAGAGUUCUAGGACUUGGUUGUGCAUAACUAGACCAGCGUCAAGCAAAUCUCUAGAGGUAAGAUACCCUCGUGCCAACCAUAUUGCAGCAGUUGGAAUUCAUAAUGGUGAAUAUUUGUGCUAUAAGAAUGGCACAAAUUUAAUCACUAGACGUAAAAGGAAAGAAAGAUCUCCAUGAAAAUCACAUGCCCACUAAAUCUUGUAUUAGCAAUCUUAUUAGCCAUCUCUUCUUUAUUUUGGCAAGUUUGGCUGAAGCUUGCACAAUGGGCGUGCUUGGAUGAUUUUCUCUGUUGUAUUGUAAUAAAUGUUAUUUAUUAUACUGUUUUUUAAAUUUGUUAUUAAAAAAUGAAACAUAAGAAGUUUGCAGCAGGUUUUAUAUUGUGAAGUUACAAAAUAUGUUAGUAUUUUGUGAAACUACGCAUCAGACUUCGAAAUUAGGAACAUGAGUAAGAAUU
This is a messenger RNA of Phalaenopsis equestris, 2346 nucleotides long. Its product is annotated as proteinaceous RNase P 2. Gene Ontology annotation, molecular function: protein binding; ribonuclease P activity. The record is from RefSeq and is a predicted model, not a curated record. The transcript has 6 exons. The coding region runs from base 438 to 2069 and encodes 543 amino acids. Gene Ontology annotation, biological process: tRNA 5'-leader removal. Lineage: Eukaryota; Viridiplantae; Streptophyta; Magnoliopsida; Asparagales; Orchidaceae.